Molecule: messenger RNA, 2607 nt
Organism: Capsicum annuum
Lineage: Eukaryota; Viridiplantae; Streptophyta; Magnoliopsida; Solanales; Solanaceae
Exons: 3
Coding region: 434-1948 (504 amino acids)
Source: RefSeq, a predicted model, not a curated record
UUGUCACACAAGAACCCGUCGUCGCCUCUGGUUUUAAACUGAUUUUUCUCGCACGCAAAAAUAAAUUGAAUCCCCCCGUACUCCACCCCACCCCAUCCCAUGCGCAUCCCCUUCUCCAGUAUCCCAAGAACUCAAAAACUAAUCCUCGCAUUGCUCUCUCCGCUUUCUUUUCCGUAACACACAUAUUUUAACUUCCAACACAUAUCUACGACGAACACAUUCUGUAUUUUAUUUUUAGUUUUGUAAAAGGAUACUAGAUAUUAGAUUUAGGGGGAAAAAGUUCUUUUGCAAGAAAGACCAACCCAUUUUGGAAAUAUUUAUCAAACCAGAAAAAGAGAGGAAAUUUUUGUUGAAUUUGCAGAGAUAGGUUUGUUUUGUUGUGUAGAUAAGAGAGAAUUUUUGGUGAAUUUUUUUGGUUAGUGUUUAUAGUUAAAUGCAUCUGAAGAAAUCUGAAGUGCAGAUCGGAAAAGAAAGCAGUUGCAUCUCUUCCGAUUUCAAUCCUACAGCACCCCUUCUUUCUUCUUCUUCAUCUCUUCAUCAGAAACAUCCUCAUAGUUUCUAUUCCGGUCCGCAAAAUCCCAUUUCUUCAUCAGCUGAAUAUCAUCCUAAUCAUACAGCUAUUCAAAUUUUCUUAGAAAAUGAUAUUACUAAUAAUGACUCAAUUCCCACCACCCCUGCCACCAAAACUACUCCCCAUAAAAGACCUCAUUUGGGAAAUAAUCCUUCCAAAUCUAUCCUAAAAUCACCAACUCUAUCCAAUUCUCUUCGCAAAUACCCUUUUUCUUCUGUAAAGGCUCAACACCCAUAUACCAAUUUCCAUCUUUACCCUUGCCUUUGCCACCUUCGUCGAAUUCUUCGUCUCCAUAUCCGACUUAUACUUCUCCUUUCUCUUCCCUUCUUCUAUUUCUUAGUUUCACAUCCAACUAAUUCUUUCUUUUUGGAUUUUCUUUCUGCUUUUGCUUUUUCCGCAGCCCUUUUAUUUUCAUUGAAUUUAGCACUUCCCAGGCUUCCUUCAAUUCGGUUAUUCUUGGCUAGGUCUUUGCCAAUUAAGCUUUCAUCAUCAAAACAAGUGUCUAGGAAUACUUUGCCAGUAUUCUGGUCAAUAGGGUCACGGAUAAAAAAUGAUAAAAGGGUAAAUUCAGGUUGUUAUGUGCAGGCUUACAGUAAUGGGGAUGUGUAUGAGGGGGAGUUUCACAAGGGGAAAUGUAGUGGAAAUGGAGUUUAUUACUAUUAUAUGAGUGGGAGGUUUGAAGGGGAUUGGGUUGAUGGGAAGUAUGAUGGAUAUGGGGUGGAAACAUGGGCAAGGGGGAGCAGAUACAGAGGCCAAUACAGGCAAGGUCUUAGGCAUGGAUUUGGGGUUUAUAGGUUCUUUACUGGUGAUGUAUAUGCUGGGGAAUGGUCUAACGGACAAAGUCACGGCUGUGGAGUUCAUACUUGUGAGGAUGGGAGCAAGUAUGUAGGUGAAUUCAAGUGGGGAGUUAAGCAUGGCCUUGGACACUACCACUUCAGGAAUGGAGAUAAUUAUGGUGGGGAGUAUUUUGCUGAUAAGAUGCAUGGUUUCGGAGUAUAUUGUUUUGCAAAUGGGCAUCGGUACGAAGGAGCCUGGCACGAGGGAAGGAGACAAGGGCUUGGGAUGUAUACUUUUAGAAAUGGGGAAACCCAGUCUGGUCAUUGGCAAAAUGGUGUCCUUGACAUUCCAAGCACACAAACUAUCUCCUACCCUGUAUCUCCUGUUGCUGUUUACCACUCCAAAGUGCUAAAUGCUGUACAGGAAGCACGUCGAGCAGCAGAAAGGGCCUAUGAUGUGGCUAAGGUUGAUGAGAGAGUGAACAGGGCAGUUGCAGCGGCUAAUAACGUAGCCAAUGCAGCUAGAGUAGCUGCGGUGAAAGCUGUGCAAAAGCAGAUGCAUCAUCGCAGGAACAGUGAUGACCUUCCAAUGUUCAACUGAUGGAUGUGUGUUUCCAUUUAAGCCAUAAAGCGUUCAUCCUUUUCAGACAAUUGCAAGGAGAUUAGUUCUUAAAAUACUCUCCUUUCAAUCACCUGUGUCAAUGAUGACUCAUGUGAUAUAUCUUUUAUGCCCCAUGUGGAAGCUUCGUUGUAUUGCAUACUGGAUUUUUGCCUUGUCUAAGUGGAAGUAUCUUCAAUCUGCUGCAUUACAGUUGUUUAUAGUUCAACCCCUGACUGAGAAAGUGGAUGGCAUUACCUGCUGGCUUACCUUUUUCAUUCAUAUGUUAUGUAAAUUCAGUUAAGUAGUAGAAUCUGAAGUGUUGGUAUCCAGAGAGAACCUCAACCCUACUAGCCUUCUCAUGUGUAACCUCAACCCUACCAGUCUUCUCAUGUGUACUAGUGACUGUUGAGUAUCAGUGGAAGUCAUAAAAAGGAUAUCGAAAGCCACGGCUUUGUUUUGUCUCUGGCUGAAGUUAUGGCUUUGUUUUGUCGCUGGCUUAAGUCAUGGUGUUGUAUAAACAUACUUAUAGUUGGACGGCUGUUCUUUGGGUGUGGGUUGAGGAUUUAAACAUAAAUAGUACUUUUUGUUUUCUAACAUACGAUGUAAUAAUUGCUAUCAACUUUUGAUAUGUAUUUAGAGGUUCCAGUAUUUUGCCCGAA